AUGUAUGUGAUUGUGCUCAGGAACAAGGGCUUCUCACAAAAUGUUGGAGAUGGCGGUAAGGCUGUGAUAGUUCACCAGAGAGUGCUCAACUCCAGACAGAGGACACAAUACUUGGCAGGCUGGAAGACUCAUGCCUAUAACGAGUACGCCAGUCGGCUCAUCUCUCUACACAGGUCUCUCCCUGACUUCAGACAGACAAGUUGCCACGACAUUCAGUACUCGUCCCACCUCCCUGACACAAGCGUCAUCAUCUGCUUCCACAAUGAGGCUUGGUCAGUUCUGCUGAGGACAUUGCACAGUGUUGUUGACCGCUCACCUCCCGGGCUGCUUAAGGAAGUCAUUCUCGUUGACGACUUUUCUCAUCUGGACCAUUUAAAGACACCGUUGGCAAAAUACGUAAAGUCUACCUUCCCAAAAGUCCGGCUACUUCGAACUUCUCGCCGAGAAGGAUUAAUCAGAGCCCGGCUUAUCGGGACUGCUCAGGCAACUGGAGACACUCUCACGUUCUUAGACUCGCACUGCGAGUGUCAUGUGGGCUGGUUAGAGCCGCUCCUGGAACGAGUAUCUACAGACCAUAAAGUGGUGGCUGUCCCCAUCAUUGACGUCAUAAACAAGAAGACGUUCCAAUAUUCCGCAAGCAAGCUUCUGAUUGGUGGGUUCAACUGGGACCUCAGAUUUAAGUGGACCAAUUUACCGAAAGGAAAAUCGCAAAUCGGAACAACAAAUGGCACUGAAGCGGCAAGGUCACCUACAAUGGCUGGCGGUCUCUUUACCAUCAACAGAAAGUAUUUUCAAGACAUCGGGACGUACGACGACGGCAUGGAAAUAUGGGGUGGAGAAAACCUGGAAAUGUCCUUUCGUGUCUGGAUGUGUGGAGGAUCUGUUGAAGUGUUGCCCUGUUCUAGAGUCGGUCACGUUUUCCGGAAACGUCUGCCCAGUCGUAACUCCAACUUCCGAGAAGUUUUGCUGAGGAACCGCGCCCGUGUGGCAGAAGUCUGGAUGGACGAGUUCAAGGACAUUUUUUACCAGCGUCAAAACGUCACUGUGGUAUGGCUGUACUCUGCAAGUAGCCAACUCCGCACCUACCACGACGGCUGUUUGGAACUAGAGAGCACAGGGGGACCAGACGACAAUCUAAAGGUCGUGACCUGUCGGGAAAACAGCCCAGACCAGCAAUGGGUCAUUAGAGAAGAUGCUAGUCUCUAUCAUGUCGCCUCCAACAAAUGCGUCCGAUCCUUAAACACUGAUCCAAGACUGACCGUCGCAGAAUGCACAGACGAUGUUCAUCAGAGAUGGAUAUGGCAGUGA
Molecule: messenger RNA, 1308 nt
Organism: Aplysia californica (California sea hare)
Lineage: Eukaryota; Metazoa; Mollusca; Gastropoda; Aplysiida; Aplysiidae
Product: polypeptide N-acetylgalactosaminyltransferase 5
Exons: 9
Coding region: 1-1308 (435 amino acids)
Cellular component (GO): Golgi apparatus
Source: RefSeq, a predicted model, not a curated record